AUGGCACAAAACGCUAAGAAUACAGUACCUACCAAACAAAAUGAUCAAAAUCGAUCCUAUAAAAAAACGCCAACAGCUCUACCAGACAUACAAACGCUUUCAGCUCUUACUACCGAACCUUUCGUUGAUACCCAUACCCAUUUGCAUUAUACUCUCGAACGUCUUCCCAAUACAUUUGGAAUAGAAACUUUUCAAGAUCUAAAAGAACGUUACUGCCCACCCAAUUUGGAAGCUUGCAUUAACGUGCUAUGUGACCCUUUAUCGUUCAGUAGCGAUGAAGUGUUCCCCGGAACGUAUAUGGACUGGAAAGUUAUGGCGGAUACCCCAUUUAUGUAUCUUUCUGCCGGUGUUCAUCCACAUAAUGCAAAAGAUUACAAUGAUUACGUUGAGGCUCAAAUGCUCAAAAUUCUUCAACAUCCCAAAACUGUGGCAUUGGGUGAAAUCGGACUUGAUUACCAUUAUAAUAAUUCACCUAAAGAUGUGCAAAAGCAGGUUCUCAUACGACAAAUAGAACAAGCAAAAAAACUAUUGAAACCUAUUGUGAUUCACACACGUGAAGCUGAAGAAGAUACAUGGGAUAUUCUAACUAAAUAUGUUCCUAAAGAUUGGAAGAUUCAUGUACAUUGUUUCACAGAUUCUCCUAAUUUUGCAAAAAGGUUAUUAGAUUACUUUCCAAAUCUCUAUAUUGGUAUAACAGGUAUUAUUACUUAUGGAUCUGCUAAGAAUACACAAGAAGUAGUCAGAUCAAUCGUUCCAUUGAAUCGAAUUUUACUCGAAACUGAUGCUCCAUAUAUGACACCUGGUAAACUCAAUAGAAAUAAAAAAUCAAGUGACAGAAUUACUGUAUCUCAUUCAGGCAUGAUUCCUUUUAUAGCGCAAAAAAUUGCCGAAAUUACAAAAAAAGAUAUUGAUGAAAUUAUGAGAGCGGCAAGAGAUAAUACUAGAAAUAUGUAUGGCGUAUAA
Messenger RNA from Scutellospora calospora, 963 nucleotides. The record is from the annotation of a GenBank genome assembly. NCBI's taxonomy places the organism in Eukaryota, Fungi, Glomeromycota, Glomeromycetes, Diversisporales, Gigasporaceae.